Molecule: messenger RNA, 1523 nt
Organism: Poecilia latipinna (sailfin molly)
Lineage: Eukaryota; Metazoa; Chordata; Actinopteri; Cyprinodontiformes; Poeciliidae
Product: retinol dehydrogenase 12-like
Exons: 7
Coding region: 95-1141 (348 amino acids)
Source: RefSeq, a predicted model, not a curated record
GCAGCUCUGAUCCAUAAUCUGCUCUAAUCUGUUAAUCUGUUCUCCUCUGGGUCGGUUCUGCUCAGUUCCACUCAGUCUGCGCCGACCUGCAGGGAUGGAAGCCGCAGCGCCAGAGGAGUUCCUGGUUCUGCCGUGGCCCAGCGGCGGCGGGUCGGACCCGGGGCCUGGGGGCGUUGGUGUCCUGCUGACGUGUGGAGCCGCAGUGGGAGUCACUCUGAUCUGUGUGGUGGUGCUCAGGAAGUGGAUCGCAGGUGGAGUGUGCCGCUGUUCGGUCCGGCUGGAUGGGAAAACGGUUCUGGUGACCGGGGCGAACACGGGCAUCGGAAAGGAGACCUGCAGAGACCUGGCAGGGAGAGGAGCCCGGGUGGUGAUGGCCUGCAGGGAUCUGAGCCGGGCCGAGCGGGCAGCGGACGAGAUCCGGCAGUCUACCGGAAACGGGAACGUGGUGAUCAGACACCUGGACCUGGCCUCCGUCUACUCUGUCUCACAGUUCGCCAAGGACUUCCUGGACAGUGAAGACAGACUGGACAUCCUGGUCAACAAUGCAGGUGUGAUGAUGUGCCCUAAAUGGAUCACAGAAGAUGGCUUUGAGACUCAGAUAGCUGUCAAUCACCUGGGUCACUUCCUGUUGACCAAUCUGCUGCUGCCAUUGCUGAAGAGCUCCACCCCCAGCCGUGUGAUCAACGUGUCAUCUAUUGCCCACCGGGGAGGUCAGAUCAACUUUGAUGACUUGUUCUUCAGCCGGCGGCCGUACAGCGCGCUGGAGAGCUACCGGCAGAGCAAGCUGGCCAACGUCCUCUUCACCCGAGAACUGGCUCGACGUCUCAGAGGUUCUGGCGUGUCAGCCUUCUGUCUUCAUCCUGGGGUGAUCCGGACUGAGCUGGGGCGCCAUAUAGAGGGCUGGUUUCCCCUGCUGGGGGCGCUGCUGAGGCUUCCUGCCCUGCUGCUAAUGAAGACUCCCUGGGAGGGCAGCCAGACCACCGUGUUCUGUGCCGUGACGCCGGGCCUGGAGGAACUUUCAGGCCGAUACUUCAGUGACUGCGCAGAGAAGGAGGCGGCGCCAGAGGGACAGGACGAUGAGGCAGCCUGGAGGCUGUGGGAGGAGAGCGCCCGAUUAGUCAGACUGAAGGACACCUGCUGACCUGUGACCUGCUGGCUGACACACAACAGGAAGAGACGACAGCAGUGCCCCUCUGCACAAAGCAAGGAACAGGACCGGUGCUAGAACAUUAAGUGGUCCGGUCAAACCCAGGAAACAAACUUUCUUCUAGUCUGGUACCAAGUUGAACCCGAGGUCGUCGAGCGGGCCCCGACUGGUUGACAGAAAGAAACCAGCUUAACAUUACUCUGAAGCUUCCUUGUCCAGCUGGUGUUUGUUUUAUCAUCCAAAUUGCUUCGUCCAGGACUGUGACGGCCCGUUCACCCCUGAACUGCCUGGUACCUUCAAACGGACCACAGUCGGUCCCUUCUGGUGUCUGAACCUUUGAACUCUGGUCCAGCUGAAAACUCUACGGUAAACCUGG